GGGAGUUUAUCCUGCGGGCACUGCCCCCAUGUUCCCUGCCCCCGGCGGGCCUGGGGAGCCCUGGCAGCCGGUGCCCUCACUCUGGAGGCUGGUGGAGGAGCAGGUGGUGCCCAGCGAGAAGCCCGAGGUGAAGAGCAUCCUGGGGGCGGACGUGGUGGAGCGCAGCUUGGAGCUGCAUGCGGAGGUGGAGACCCUGGUGGAGCUGGGGCGGGAGGCGCGCUCGGCCUGCACCGGGCUGGAUCAGUGCCCCCCGCAGGGGGUUGGGGGCUGGGCUCUCCUGACAGCCCCCCCGCACCUCAAGGAGCUGGUGAGACGGGAGCUCCGGCUGCUGCUGCUCAACCUCCAGCAGAAGGCGUCCGAGGAGGGCAGGGACACAGCCGAGGCCAUCGCUAAGUACAGCCCCCACGUGGUCAGCUUUGCCCUGGGGCCGCACGUUGGAGGGGAGUGUGCAGGACAGGACAGGUCCCUGGCUGGGAGCACCAACACCAGGUGGGGCUGUGCCCGGGCACGCCCAGGCCCCAGCCUCGUCCACUGCCUGGAGCCCCUCAAGGACAAGCUGAGCAUCUCCCGCAUCCACCAGGCGCAGGCCCAUCUCCGGGCCCUGCUGGAGGAGGAGUGCCGUGCCCUGGAGAGACACAUCUGCCACCUCCAGUGCUGCCUGGAGGAGGAACACCGGGCCGCCGCGGGGCCAGUGCAGCGGGCACAGGAGCCAACGAUGGCUGAGCUGCAGGAGCAGAGACGAGCCAUGGAGCGGGACCUGCAGCUGGGCCAGCUGGACCCCAGGACUGGCCUCUCCCAGGAGGUCCAGCGCCCUGAGCCUGCAGCCCCCCAGCAGCCCAGCUGCCCCGUGGGUGUGAGGAGCCCUGCACCAGCCUGCGUGUCCCCCCGCCUGGCACCGGCUGCUCCGUCCCUGUCGGGCCGCCGAGAGCCAGCACCGCGAGGCCUGGGCAGUGCGCAGGGCCGAGUGCCCCCCGCCGGGUGCAUCUGCUCUCUGGGUGGCUGGGCUGGGGAACUCCAUGGAGGGGCUGCGCCCCCCGGCUGGGCCCAUGGCCAAGGCCAGAUGGACAGUGAUGCUGAGCACCAGGACCUGGCCACGCCGUCACCCCGGGGAGCUGGGGUCCCUCCUGCAAGCCCAGCCUGCAGCCGCCUGGUGCCCCCGCCAGCAGCACCAGCGCCCAGCCUGGCCUUCCUCCCCUCGCCACCCCCAGAGCAGCGCCCGCCCCUGCGCCCCCUCUCCGGCCGCCGCCUGAGGCUGCUGGGCUGCCUGGCGCCCAGCUAGUGCAGGGAGCCUCGCCCUGGGGCAUGGGGAGGGGGUCCUGCCCCAGCUCCCCCCAGCUCCAGCACUACUUCCUGCCCUGCUGGAUCCCUCUGUCCCCAGCUCGGCCUUGCUCUGCCCUGGAGGCACCUCACCUGCCAGGGCAUCUUGGGGGGCAGAUCCUGAGCUGAGCACUGGGCCUGGCCGGCAACGCCCCCUCCUGGCUGCCCCCUGCCACGGUGCAGGGGGAGCUGUGCAGCGUGCACGGGCCUAGCAGUCAGGUGGGGGAGGGGGGGCAGGAGGCUGCCUGGGGCCUGGGCACUUCUCAGUGCUCCUGCCUGGGGGGGGGAGGGGGGGGGAUGGGCCCUUGUAGCCGGAGGCAGGUGCUGGGUUUCCUGACCCCAGGCUGGCACCGUGCCCUCUCUGCCGGGCCCCCUGCCCUCACCCACCCUGGGCAGGACCCACACAGCUGCCCCCCCUCCCCCCGGCAUGAGGCUAGGGGCUGGGACCUGCUGUGGGCCCGCCGGGUGCCUCUGCCCAGCGCCAGCGAGUUGCAAGGCCAGGUGUCGGGAUCGGGGCCUGAGGACCCGUCGAGCUCCUGGCUGCCCUGGGCCAGGCCUGGGCGGGCAGUGCCAUGGGGGCGGGGUACCAGGGUCUCUCAGGCGUGCCCCUCCCCCAAGGAAAGGCAGCCGGCACACGCACGCAGGAAUAUAAAUUUCAUUAAAAUCUA
Messenger RNA from Mauremys reevesii (Reeves's turtle), 1985 nucleotides. RefSeq names its product coiled-coil domain containing 24 (gene CCDC24). Lineage: Eukaryota; Metazoa; Chordata; Testudines; Geoemydidae. Bases 29 to 1279 code for a protein of 416 amino acids. The record is from RefSeq and is a predicted model, not a curated record. The transcript has 9 exons.